Notechis scutatus (mainland tiger snake) is the source of this 820-nucleotide messenger RNA. The record is from RefSeq and is a predicted model, not a curated record. NCBI's taxonomy places the organism in Eukaryota, Metazoa, Chordata, Lepidosauria, Squamata, Elapidae.
AUGCCCUUCCUGCGCUUCCUGUGUUACUCCCCUCACCUGCCUGUUCCCCUCCAGGUGUAUCGUGGGCACACCAGCCUCGUGCGCUGCAUCAGCCUCUCGCCGACUGGGCAGUGGCUGGCAUCAGGCUCCGAUGACGGCACCGUCAAGUUGUGGGAGGUGAGCACGGCCAGGUGUGUGAGGACGCUCCCGCUGGCAGCGGCCGUGAAGAGCAUCGCCUGGAACCCCAACCCCUCCAUCUGCCUGGUGGCCGUGGCCGUGGAGCACACGGUGCUGCUGGUGAACCCCGGCCUCGGGGACAAGCUGCUCUGCGGGGCCACCGACCAACUUCUGGAAGGCCACGUGGCCCCUGAGGAGGGCCGCCUGCAGCCCGUCACGUGGGAGGAGGCCACGGAGGAGGAGGAGCGCCGCCUGGGGGUGCGGCUCAGACUGAGCUUCGGGAAGCCCUUGAAGCAGGUGGCCUGGCACGGGAAGGGGGACUACUUUGCCACGGUGGUUUCGGACAACAGCCACCUGCAGGUGCUGAUCCACCAGGCCAGCAAGCGCUGGAGCCAGGUGCCCUUCCGCCGGAGCACGGGCCAGGUGCAGCGCGUCCUCUUCCACCCGCUGCGGCCCUUCUUCUUCGUGGCCACGCAGCGCUUCGUCCGCAUCUACCACCUGCUCAAGCAGGAGCUGACCAAGAAGCUGCUGACCAACUGCAAGUGGGUCUCCAGCAUGGCUGUGCACCCCGGAGGUGACAACUUGAUCUGCGGCAGCUACGACAGCAGGCUGGUCUGGUUUGACCUGGACCUCUCCACCAAGCCCUACCGGGUGCUCAGGUAGG